Messenger RNA from Astyanax mexicanus (Mexican tetra), 3096 nucleotides. RefSeq names its product nibrin (gene nbn). Lineage: Eukaryota; Metazoa; Chordata; Actinopteri; Characiformes; Acestrorhamphidae. Gene Ontology annotation, molecular function: protein binding; damaged DNA binding. The transcript has 16 exons. Gene Ontology annotation, cellular component: nucleus; Mre11 complex. Gene Ontology annotation, biological process: mitotic G2 DNA damage checkpoint signaling; telomere maintenance; double-strand break repair via homologous recombination. The coding region runs from base 191 to 2659 and encodes 822 amino acids. The record is from RefSeq and is a predicted model, not a curated record.
UGAAGCUGGAGCGUCAUUGGGUGUACAGGAAGGCGUGCAGCCUGCGGCGCGAGUAUGCAGGAAUAUAAUAAUAAUAAUUAAAUAGAUAUUAAAGCCUGUUUAGUUUAGGGCUCCGUGUGUCAGUUGGUUGGUUAUAAUGGUGGGGUUUUAAUCUGUAUUAAUCCGUGUUGAGCGGCUGAGAAGCGGCGGAAUGUGGAUCCUUCAGCCUGCAGAAUCAGAGCCAGGGACGUUCUACUUACUCCCCGGUAAAGAGUAUGUAGUGGGUCGGAAGAACUGUGACAUCCUCUUGGCCAAUGACCAGUCCAUCAGCCGUGUCCACGCCCAGCUUACAGUCGCUGACCAGACGGUCACGCUAAAGGACAGCUCUAAAUAUGGCACUUUUGUUAAUGAUGAGCAGCUCACGACCAACUCCACCAAGACUGUGCAUGAUGGUGACCGCCUCACUUUUGGGGUCUUCCAGAGCAAGUUCAGACUGAAGCUGAACUCUAUGGUGGUCUGUUCAUCCUGUGUUGAUAAUGAGGGGAAGGCUGCGCUCUCCAAGGCUGUGCAGUCUGUCGGGGGAAGACUGGUCAACUCCUGGUCACCAGACUGCACUCACCUUGUCAUGCCCACUGUGAAGGUCACCAUUAAGACGAUCUGUGCCCUGCUGUGCUGUCGACCCAUAGUGAAAGCAGAGUUCUUCACUGAGCUCUCUCGAGCUGUGCAGCGCAAAGAAAAAGUCCUCCCUGCAGCCCAGAACUUUAAGCCGGAGAUUGAUGAGCCCAGUCUGACUAAGCAGGACGUGGAUCUGGAUCCUCGGCCUGAGAGAAAGUCUCUCUUCAGGGACAAAACCUUUGUCUUCCUCAACGUCAAACAGAUGAAACGUUUAAGUCAGGCCAUCACUUGUGGAGGUGGGGUGACCCAGCUGUUAGAGGAGGGGUCUCUGCCUCUGCCGCUGCUGCAGUCCACUGGAACUUGUGUUAUUGAUGUGGGAGCAGGAGCUUCACAAGCACUCGUACCUCCUGCCACCAAGAAAUGGGUGGACUCUGUGGGCCAGGUUUUACACAGAAAUGGUCUACGCUUCAUCGCAGAGUCUGAGAUUGGAUUGGCUGCCAUCUAUGUCAGUAAUCAGACCUACUGUAAUCCCUGUGCCUCUCCGGACUCUGAGUCUGUAAGAGCAAGGCCAGCCAUUGCUGCAUCAACCCUUUCCCAGAAUGCAACAGUGGAUGAGACUGUACUAGCUGGAGCCUCGCAGAACAUCACAGCAUAUGUGGUCAACACUGAACCCUCUCAGGGUCUAGACAGGAUGGAUGUAGGUGGGCCCACAGCUGUGGGAGAGACCCCAGAGAAACGCUCUGAACAGGCAAAGCCACUGAGGGCAACACGUCCGCCAUCAACCUCAUUCAGAAAACCGCCACCAACCAUGCAGCCUCCGGCCCCCCGCUCCCCUCCAGAGCCUAAAUCAUCACUGAGCUCCACUGAGGAGGUGAAGGAGAAGACGAAGGGAGAAUCAGCACCUCCUGAGAGACUCUCAGCCCCUCUGAAAAACUCCAGCUCCUCCCUUAAAAAAUCCCCCCAGAAACAGUCGUCCCUCACAAGCUUCUUCCAGCCUGCCAGCAAAAAGAGGCCACGUGAAGGCAGUGCAGAUUCCCAGCUUUCUGAAGCGAAGCUCUCCAGACGAGAGGAGGAGGAUGAGGAGAACCAGAAGAAGCAAAUUUCGUCCACCAGCCGGACUCCUAUAAACUCACAAACAGGCCAAAAGCUCCAGAGUGGCUCCAGCCAGCGCUCUGAUUUCAGUGCCAGUCUGGGUUUGGGCUUUGGACUCGGCAGUGGUGACCCUGUUCCCGAUCAGAACUUAGAUUCCAGUCUUCUCUCGAACAGUAAGAAGAGGAAGGAACCAGUGAAAGACUCUGUGGAGCCUGCGGACAAUUUAGAUUUAGAUGUUUCACUAGAGGAGCUCGAGUCCCUCAUGUCUGAGGACAUGGACGAACCCGUGCAGGCGGUGGCCAGUAAGAAACAGCGUUUGGAUCGAGGAGAGAACAGCACAGCCAGUAAACGAGAGGACACUUCAUCCAGCAACCAGAAAAAGCUAAGUCUAGACAGGAGGAGUCAGAACCUGGAGCAUCGGGACUCUGAGAAGAAGCUACAGGAAUCCAGGAGAAUGACUGAUUUGGAGAAGGAUGAGGGACGUUCAGUGCAGAAGAAGGAUAGAUAUGAGUCUGAAGAUGUUAAAGAUGAGGAAGUGUCCUUUGUUGUGGAAUCUAAGGCGAAUCAGAAUGGCUUCAUCAAAGACAACACAGUGGCGCCCAAGCAGGAACCCAAGGUUUCAAGCUCUGUAUCUGCAUCUGAGAAUGACGCUGAUCUUCCCCGGAAACUCCUGCAGGUUGAGUUUAAGUCCCUGACUGUGAGCGCCCCCUCAAGGCCAAAGCCUGGUCCUCUACAGAGCCGUGAUCUGAAUGGGAAGAACUUCAAACGCUUCCGCAAGGUACCCGUACCUGGGCUUGAGGGCUUGCCCAACAUCAUCGGUGGCUCAGAUCUGGUGGCUCACAACCGCAGCAAAAGCUCUGAACUGGAGGAGUGGCUGAGAGAUGCAGCAGAGGAGGAGAAACGACAGGAGCAAGAGGAAACUCUUGGAGACGAUCUGUUCAGGUACAAUCCAAAGCCCUCCAGAAGAAGAUGAGCCGAAUGAAAUCAGGAAGCCAUGUUUAGCAUGAUCCUACAGUUGUGUUCUACAGUUUCCAUCCUGCAAGUCUUGCUUGGUUAUAACGUUUAUCUGAUGUUUGCGUUCUAAAGUUCUGAACGUACUCUUAAAAUUCACUUAAAAAUAACUGUGUCAUGGAAUAACCGCUUUUAGUUUUUGUGAAAGAGAUGUGAGUUUGAAGAGCUUUUACAUUCAUUUUAAGAGCCUUUAAAUGAAGAGAAGAUUCCAUAUACUCUCACAUCUAUACUACAUAUAUGAAUGUUUUCUUAUUAUCUGUUUUGCUAAAGUUUUGCAAAAGCAACCAUGAUUUAAGAAUAAUUUAAUGUGAUGUGACACAAUUAAAUAAAUAUAAAUAAACAUUUAAAACAAAAAACAGACAAUAUAUUUUAUUUAGCAUGUUCUCGUUGAUUGGACUG